CUAGAAUAAUGGUACAAACUGCUAGUAUCAUUCUUGGAGUCACUGCCAUCUUAUCUGCUCUGUUUAGAGCUUUCUUGAAACCUCGUAUUGAUGAGUUAGGCUUCUUCAGAACGGUUCAAAACUUCAACAAUGAUGAAUGUGAGAAGAUCGAGGGACUUGAAGCAUGUGAGGAUAUCUAUGUCCAUCAGCCAUCCGGAUUAGCUUACUUGGCUUGCAGUCGAGUGAUCGAUCGAGCUCAUUGGACACCUGCUAUGUCUAACUUAAAUCGAGAUCGAAUGCCUGUUCCUUCUUUAGAUUACGUUGCAAUCCUCGAUUUAAAAACCCACGUUCAUAGAAAACUUACUCUUACAAACCUUCCAGCGCAUAUUCUCAAGCAUGGACUUCAUACUCACGGUCUAGAUUUAUAUGUUGAAUCUUACUCUAAAGAAUCAGAAGAUCAAUCAAGUGCAACACUUUAUAUGAUUAAUCAUAAUCCACCCGAUCGUAUAGAACAAGCUUCAUCUUUAGGCGCUCAAAGUGUGAUAGAAGUUUUUAAAACAAAGAUUGGAAGCAAUGAAGCUGAAUAUCAGAUGACUGUUGCUCAUCCAUUGAUCUUAUGUCCUAAUAAUCUCGUGGCAAUGAGUUCAAAUUCAUUUUACGUCUCUAAUGAUCAUGGAAAAAAAGUCGGUUGGAAAAGAGCGCUUGAGCCAUUUCUCCUAGAUCAUGAUAGUAAUAGUAUUGUCCAUUGUUCUUUGAAUAGUCCAAACUCGCCUGAUUGUACAGUCGCAGUCCAUGGUCAUGCUUAUGCUAAUGGAAUAGCCAAGGGACCUGAGCAGAUGAUUUACAUGGGUACUAGCUUGGAUCCGCGUCUAAGACUGUUCGACGCUCAAGGUGAUCACACUCUCGUCCUAACGGAUGAAUUAAAGAUGCCAAGACCGAUUGAUAAUAUCUAUGUCACCGAGAAAGGUUCAGUUUACUUAGCAAUGAUUCCUAAAGUACACGAUUUUUCUCGAUUACUUGAUAAACCUGGAUCAAGCGUUUCAUCAACAGAAGUUUGGAGGGUUUCCAAUGGAACUGAUCAGGACAAAUUCUUUGGUGGUAGGUUGAAGCUUGAAAAGGUGUUUGCGGAUGAUGGUCAUAUGGUGAGUAUGACAACCUGUGUAGCAGUUUAUGAGAACAAAUUAUUCUUGACUGGCAUAGCGAGUCCGUAUGUAUCUGUCUGUAAGAUGAAAGAUGAUCCAAAAUGAAGAAAGGUGUUGAUUUCUUUCUAGCGUGUUCUACAUUAAGAUGCAUGGAGUCAUCCGGGAAUUGUAAACUGGCAGGGAGAUUGGUUCCGUUGUUGGGUAUGUUGUGACAUGGAGGCUGGUAGGAAGAUGUGGUUCGUCAGAGAUUUAUAUAUGUAAUCCUUGCAUUAUUUAGUUGGUCAUCAAAAAGGACAAGCUAGGUUAGUUUUCAGCUCAACUUGUCAAUCAGUUUAGCAUUCAUCGUCAGAACAAUGUAAUGUGUCUUGCAAUUCUUGAUUAGUUUCAAAUUUUGUGUGUGUGUGUUUAGUUGUUGGUUGUAUCUCUCUGCAAAUAACGAACAUAACUUCGAAAAAUGUC
This is a messenger RNA of Melampsora larici-populina 98AG31, 1580 nucleotides long. RefSeq lists its product as uncharacterized. NCBI's taxonomy places the organism in Eukaryota, Fungi, Basidiomycota, Pucciniomycetes, Pucciniales, Melampsoraceae. The transcript is spliced from 10 exons. Bases 9 to 1226 code for a protein of 405 amino acids. The record is from RefSeq and is a predicted model, not a curated record.